This is a messenger RNA of Oncorhynchus gorbuscha (pink salmon), 2278 nucleotides long. Its product is annotated as transforming growth factor beta activator LRRC32-like. The transcript has 3 exons. Gene Ontology annotation, molecular function: protein binding. The coding region runs from base 60 to 2072 and encodes 670 amino acids. NCBI's taxonomy places the organism in Eukaryota, Metazoa, Chordata, Actinopteri, Salmoniformes, Salmonidae. The record is from RefSeq and is a predicted model, not a curated record.
GAGGGAUGUUUGAGGACUGAUGUAGCUCAGUGUCGUGUCGUUAGGACAGAGACAGGAGAAUGAUCAGACCUACAACAUUCAGCUUAGUGCUACUGCUGUACUGCUCUCUGUCUCACAGUCUCACACAGUUCAACACCGUGACUGGAAGGAUACCUGAUGACCAACAGGAGACGACUUCCUGGAGGUUCAGGAACCUAUCAUCUGUUCCUGAGGGGCUGGACGUGAGGCUGAGGGAGCUGGAUCUGUCCAACAACGUUAUAAGACAUAUAAACAGCCAGAGUCUGGCUCUUCCAUCCCUACUGAGACUGGACCUCAGCUACAACCAGCUGGAGACCUUAUCUGAAGGGGCUUUCAGAGAUGUGGCCCAGCUUCAAGAGCUGAACUUGGCCAGGAAUGCAUUGAGCCACAAUGUGGACAGUACCAGCCGAGCUCUUGGGUCUCUCCACAGACUGAGGAGGUUGGAUAUCUCUCUGAACGGUCUGGAUGAUGACACAGCGGGACUUUACCUUCGUGACAAAUCAAUUCUAGAACGCCUAGAUCUCACGGGCAAUGGUUUGACGCGACUCACGCCCAAGCUGUUUGCAGAGAGCCUGAGCGUGAGAAGCAUUCGCAUCGAGAACAAUCUGAUCACGGCAAUAGAGGAGGGAACGUUUGAACCGUUGAAGAAACUCAAGAUCUUAAAUUUAGCCAGAAAUAAUCUAGUCUACAUCUGUGAUUUUAAACUCCAUCAGGUGAAACUGUUGAAUCUUAGCAGGAAUUCCAUAGAGUUCUUUGUCACCCGUGAAGACGGUCACCCAUACGAGCUGGAGAUCUUAGAUCUAAGCUUCAACAACCUCCUCUAUUUCCCCAUGGUCCCCAAGACCAACCGGUUGAGAUACCUCCACCUACAGAGCAACAUGGUGGGGACCUUAGAGACAGACACCUUAAUAUCAGAGGCAGACUCUCUGUACAGAGAACUAACAAGUGGAGAUGAGGUAAAUGAUGCUGUAGACAACAACAACAUAUACUCUAACUGGAAACUGAUGCCGUUAGUUUACAUGGACCUCAGUAGUAACCACUUCAGGUCUCUACCUGUGGAGACUCUGAGCCAUCUGACGUCGUUGGUGACGCUGAACCUCAGCAAGAACUGUCUACAGGACAUCAGCUAUAACACAACGAAGGGCGGCCAUGUUGGAGGCUACCACCAACCUUCCUUGACCUUUCCGUCUCUACGCUACUUCGACCUGCAGAACAACGGUCUUCGACAACUCUCCACCUUCUUCCUGGAAGCCCUACCAAACAUAGAGACAUUAAACCUGAAGGAGAACUCUGUGAGGCCUUGUGAUCCAAAGGACCAACUGGGACCAUCUGAGACAAUGAGAGUUCGUCUGAAUAGUAUGUCCCCUUGUGUUUCCUUCUGGAAUAUCAAAACUCUGAGAAGUCUAGAUCUCCAAGACAACAGGAUCAAAACACUCCAUCAGAACACAUUUGAAGGAACCCCUUUGGUUUCUCUCAACCUGGCCAGUAAUGUAGAUAUAGUCUUUGAUAUUGGCGCUCUAGAAGGGUUGCAGAGUAGUCUCCAGUCUCUGAGUAUCAGUGGGAACAGCAUGCCAACCUCUGCCUUGUCUCUGCCUUGUCUGAAAGCAUUGAGACGACUCAACAUGUCCAACAACAACAUAGACGUCCUCCCGGGCAUCAUCAGCUGUUCUCCUUUGACGGAGCUUGACCUGAGAAAUAACGGGCUAACGUCUAUGAAUGAAUCUGUGGUUGAUCGUUUGUCUCUAUAUCUUGAUGUGUUGUAUGUCAGUGGCAACUCUUUCAACUGCUGUGACACCAAAUGGCUAAAAGCCCUAAACAAAGAGAAAGUGAAUAUUCCGGACCUUGACCAUGCUGUGUGCCUCAGUGUCAAUGGUACUCUGUUGACUGGCCUUCUGCCUAACCAUUCACUGCACUGUUCAUUGGAACUUAGCCCAAAGAUAACAGAACCAAACCUUGGGCAAAUAAUAAUAAUUUUGUUUGUGUCGACAGUAUUGAUAACAUUAGUUGUAUUUGUGAAGAAGGUUUGUUGCAACACGGGGUCAAUAAUUGUGUAAUGAUUGUGCAUGUAAAACCAAGAGCUGUGUUCGAAUACCCAUACUAACAUACUGUAUACUACAUACUUAAUGUGUAUAUUAUAUACUAUUAGUUCAUUUUAGUAUACUGUAAACUACAUACUUAAUGUGUAUAUUAUAUACUAUUAGUUCAUUUUAGUAUACUGUAAAUUACAUACUUAAUGUGUAUAUUAUAUACUAUUAGUUCA